AUGGCUUCGAAAACACCCUCCAUCCGCGCCCUGUCGCGCUACCUCCUCCGCCCGCAAGCGCCCCACUCGCACUGUCAACACCAGCGCAAGCAAUACUCCGCUGCCGCAGCUGGUGCGCGCCUCAAUGGCACAGUCGAGUACGACACGACGCCAAUCCUGAACCACACGUCCAAAUCCACCCUGGCCAACCCUGAGCUGCCUGCCGAGAUUCGCAAAGGGCAGACCAAGCGCAUAAACCUCUACACCGCCGUCAACGAAGCACUGCGGCAUGCGCUGCAGACAGACGAGCGGGUCCUGGUGUUUGGGGAGGACAUUCAGUUUGGCGGUGUCUUCCGGUGUACCAUGAACUUGGCGGCAGACUUUGGUACAGAGCGCGUCUUCAACACGCCGCUGAGCGAGCAAGGCUUGGUCGGCUUCGCAGUGGGAGCCGCCGCCGAGGGCAUGAGGCCUGUCGCCGAGAUACAGUUCGCCGACUAUGUCUUCCCGGCAUUCGACCAGAUACACAACGAGGUGGCCAAGUACAGGUACCGCUCAGGCUCAACCGGAGCAAACUGCGGUGGGCUGGUCAUCCGCAUGCCUUCGGGGAGUGUUGGCCAUGGUGCAUUAUACCACACACAGUCUCCCGAGGCUCUCUUCACCCACACCCCGGGCCUCCGUGUCGUCAUACCUCGCUCGCCCAUUCAAGCCAAGGGUCUACUCUUGUCCGCCAUCCGCUGCAACGACCCUGUCAUCUUCAUGGAGCCCAAGAUCCUAUACCGCGCUGCCGUCGAGCAGGUCCCCGUCGAUGCCUUCCACCUGCCACUAGACAAAGCCGAGGUCAUCAAGCCGGGCAAACACGUCACCAUCAUCUCGUACGGAACUCCGCUGUACACAUGCUCAGCAGCGAUAGCAGCAGCCGAAAAGGACUUUGGAUGCAGCGUUGAGCUCAUUGACCUUCGCACAAUAUACCCCUGGGACCGAGAGACUGUUUUGAACAGCGUGAAGAAGACUGGCAGGGCCAUUGUGGUGCAUGAGAGUAUGAUGAACGCAGGUGUCGGCGCCGAAGUUGCUGCUACGAUACAGGAAAAGGCGUUUCUGCGGUUAGAAGCGCCCGUGAAGAGAGUAGCAGGAUGGGCGACCCAUACUGGGUUGAUGUUUGAGCAGUUCAUCAUUCCGGAUGUCACACCAAGUCAUGUCAUGGUUCACCAUUCCCUUGCACACUCCACCCCAUUCUACAUCGUCUCGCACCUCACCGUCGUCCAAACAUUGUCCUUCGUCGCUCUACUAUACGGACACACCUGUCUCGCCUUGUACACCACCUCCUCCAACUUCUCCUUCUCAAUACCCCGCACCCUAACCAACAAUUCCACCCUCAACCCCAUAUCCAAGUCCUUCAUCGACCCCACCAAAUGCACCGUGCUCUCCACAACACUGUCUUCAGGCUUCGAAGGCAUCUUGACGCCCAGCGUCGGCGCCACGGCGUUCAUGGCGGAUUGGAAGCACGCGCCGUAG
This is a messenger RNA of Parastagonospora nodorum SN15, 1491 nucleotides long. RefSeq lists its product as hypothetical. Gene Ontology annotation, biological process: response to nutrient; branched-chain amino acid catabolic process. NCBI's taxonomy places the organism in Eukaryota, Fungi, Ascomycota, Dothideomycetes, Pleosporales, Phaeosphaeriaceae. The coding region runs from base 1 to 1491 and encodes 496 amino acids. The record is from RefSeq and is a predicted model, not a curated record. Gene Ontology annotation, molecular function: catalytic activity. The transcript is spliced from 3 exons.